AUGGCACGAUUUCCUCAAAAGCUGGUGAUGAAAGUCCAGAUGAAUGGCCCGAAGGGCCGAUCCAAAGCCAUGAAGGUUGUAGUUGGUGUACCAGGGGUGAUAUCAGCUUCAUUAGAAGGAGAAGACAUGAAUCAGAUUGUCGUUAUUGGCAACGAAGUCGAUUCUUUCGUUUUGAUAAAGUUGCUUAGAAAGAAGAUUGGUUUCGCGGAGCUUGUUAGUCUUGGGCCGGUUGAAGAGAAGGAAACAAAGUCCAAGGAAACAAAGCCAGAGUCGGGCAGUGAACUAAUGGCUCAACCGUCAAUCUGGGCUUACCCAUCAAGUGCACCACCCCUUUAUCCAUACGAGGCCGGCAGCAGUCGUGCAUGA
Magnolia sinica is the source of this 366-nucleotide messenger RNA. RefSeq names its product heavy metal-associated isoprenylated plant protein 46-like. The transcript has 3 exons. NCBI's taxonomy places the organism in Eukaryota, Viridiplantae, Streptophyta, Magnoliopsida, Magnoliales, Magnoliaceae. The coding region runs from base 1 to 366 and encodes 121 amino acids. Gene Ontology annotation, molecular function: metal ion binding. The record is from RefSeq and is a predicted model, not a curated record.